UGUCAUAAUCGGAGUGAAGGUUCAAUGUUUUUCCCUUUCCAGCUAUACAGACAGGGAUUCCCUCUUUAGAAAUAUCCAAAUAUCCAAUACCAGAGCAAGAGAAUCUAUUUUAUUUAUUCAACAAGAUCAGAUUUUGGGCCAGAAAUAAUCACUUAUCACAAUCCUCUGAUCAGAAAAUCCAUGGCGGAAGAUAAGAUUCAACGUAUCAUAUCUUCAACUUCUGACAACGAUGAAAAGAAGAUCAAUCGUAGGGAAGUUGAAAGACAAAGGAGGACCCAAAUGUCGGUUCUAUGUGCUUCUCUCCGCUCUUCACUCCCUCUUGAGCUCAUCAAGGGAAAGCGUUCUGUAUCAGAUCUCAUAGGGGAGGCUGUAAAUCAUGUCCAAUUUCUGAAGCAAAAGAUCAAUGCACUUCAAAUUAAGAGAGAUGAACUCAAAGAGAUGAUGGUAAAUUUAAGUUUUGUUAAAACUGAAACUGUUGGAGCAGAUCAUUCAAGUGCACUAGGGAAGUGUGUCAGCAUCAAUCUCAUUCCAGGCGGUGUGGAAGUUGCAGUGUACGGUAGUGGUUUUGAAGAAAACAGUACACGUUUAUCAGUUUUGAUGCAAAUAUUGCUUCAAGAAGGAUGUGAUGUUGUUAGCUGUGUUUCUUCCUUAGUAAAUGGGAGAAUCUUUCAUACUAUCAAGUCUGAGGUGAAGGACCUGACAUGCCUUGAUCUUGCUAGGCUUCAACACAGAUUGGAUCAAGCAAUCUUGUCAAGGUAACUAUGCCGGUUGAGAGGACCAUGUGGGAUUUGUGAUCAGUGCUAAUUAAUGAUCACUAUUAUAUUCUAGCUAAACUUUGCUUUGUUGAUUUACGCAUAUACUUUGUACCUGUUAUGUAGUACUUCUAAUGUCAAUUUCUUACUACUGAAGUCAAUGUGUGAGUAGUGACCAGGAUUCUCAGUUUGCCUGAUGAUGUGGAGAAAAUAUUUCGUGGAGUGUCUGCAUCCAAUUUAAGAAAUGAUGAGAAAAUAGAUAACUCAUAGUUGUGAUGUAUAAUGUGGUGUAUGUUGAGUCCCUGUAAGUUUUGGAUGUUUAAAAAUCAAGAUUUGUUAAACAUAA
This is a messenger RNA of Lotus japonicus, 1098 nucleotides long. RefSeq names its product transcription factor bHLH118-like. Gene Ontology annotation, molecular function: DNA-binding transcription factor activity, RNA polymerase II-specific; RNA polymerase II transcription regulatory region sequence-specific DNA binding; protein dimerization activity. The coding region runs from base 181 to 759 and encodes 192 amino acids. Gene Ontology annotation, biological process: regulation of transcription by RNA polymerase II. Gene Ontology annotation, cellular component: RNA polymerase II transcription regulator complex. The transcript is spliced from 3 exons. Lineage: Eukaryota; Viridiplantae; Streptophyta; Magnoliopsida; Fabales; Fabaceae. The record is from RefSeq and is a predicted model, not a curated record.